Molecule: messenger RNA, 1098 nt
Organism: Astyanax mexicanus (Mexican tetra)
Lineage: Eukaryota; Metazoa; Chordata; Actinopteri; Characiformes; Acestrorhamphidae
Product: zinc finger protein 239-like
Exons: 2
Coding region: 1-882 (293 amino acids)
Biological process (GO): regulation of transcription by RNA polymerase II
Molecular function (GO): DNA-binding transcription factor activity, RNA polymerase II-specific; RNA polymerase II cis-regulatory region sequence-specific DNA binding
Source: RefSeq, a predicted model, not a curated record
AUGCAGCGUUUCCGAAAACCGUAUCACUGCUCAGACUGUGGGAAGAGUUUUACUAAACAGAGUAAUCUCAAAAUACACCAGUGCAUUCACACAGGAGAGAAACCGUAUCACUGCUCAGACUGUGGGAGGAGUUUUACUGAACAGAGUACUCUCAAACUGCACCAGCGCAUUCACACAGGAGAGAAACCAUAUCACUGCUCAGACUGUGGGAAGAGUUUUACUAAACAUAGUACUUUCAAAAUUCACCAGCGCAUUCACACUGGAGAGAAACCGUAUCACUGCUCAGACUGUGGGAAGAGUUUUACUAAACAUAGUACUUUCAAAAUACACCAGCGCAUUCACACAGGAGAGAAACCGUAUCACUGCUCAGACUGUGGGAGGAAUUUUACUAAACAGAGUCAUCUCAAAAUUCACCAGCGCAUUCACACAGGAGAGAAACUGUAUCACUGCUCAGACUGUGGGAAGAGUUUUAAUCGACACAGUCAUCUCAGACUGCACCAGCGCAUUCACACAGGAGAGAAACCGUAUCACUGCUCAGACUGUGGGAAGAGGUUUAAUCAACAGGGUGAUCUCAAAAAACACCAGCGCAUUCACACAGGAGAGAAACCGUAUCACUGCUCAGACUGUGGGAAGAGGUUUAAUCAACAGGGUCAUCUCAAAAUUCACCAGCGCAUUCACACAGGAGAGAAACCGUAUCACUGCUCAGACUGUGGGAAGAGUUUUAUUAAACAGAGUGAUCUCAAGAAACACCAGCGCAUUCACACAGGAGUGAAACCAUAUCACUGCUCAGACUGUGGGAAGAGUUUUAAUCAACUGAAUCAUCUUAAAAAUCACCAGUGCAUUCACACAGAAAUUUAUCCCAGAUGUAUUCCACUGCAAUAAAAAGUGCAAAUUCUAAAUCUUUGACAGCCAAAACACCUUAUUUCACGCAAAACCUUCACUCUGUCACUUGAGACACAUUCCAACAGAAACAAACAAGAACUGAAUUUAACAAUGUCAUUUACAUGUUCAGCAAAAUUAAUCAUAUUUGGGCAUGUUGUUUAAUGUAUUCCAUGAUAUGUUUUCCCCAGACAUGUAUAUGUAUAAAGACAUAUAUAA